Messenger RNA from Macrosteles quadrilineatus (aster leafhopper), 1553 nucleotides. RefSeq names its product cytochrome P450 4V2-like. Gene Ontology annotation, molecular function: monooxygenase activity; oxidoreductase activity, acting on paired donors, with incorporation or reduction of molecular oxygen; heme binding. Bases 211 to 1491 code for a protein of 426 amino acids. The transcript is spliced from 11 exons. The record is from RefSeq and is a predicted model, not a curated record. Lineage: Eukaryota; Metazoa; Arthropoda; Insecta; Hemiptera; Cicadellidae.
UGGCUGAUACUGCUUCUUCUUAUCUUGGUUAUAUUCCUGGUCACAAGGUGGAAAUUGUAUUUGAAGAGAAAUAGAAGAAUACUAAACAUCGCUGCCAAGCUACCAGUGCCAAUUCCUAGGAAUUCUAUUUUGGGAAAUUGGUACAACCCAAAGUCAAGACUACUUUUGAGAUAUACUGUUGAAGAUUUUACAGAUGUUAUUAGAACAGGAAUGAAAGCAGCUGCUGCACAUACAUACUCUCUAUUCUGCAUGUGGGCGGGACCUAUACCAGAAAUAUGUGUUCAAAAACCACAAGACGUCCAAGUUUUGCUGACCAGUUCUAAGGCACUAGAGAAGGGACCAGAGUAUACAUUUGCCCAAUUUGUUUUUCGUGAUGGGCUCAUAACAGCUCCAGGUGCUAAGUGGAAGAUAAGCAGACGCAAUAUGAACCCUAUAUUCCAUCGCCAAAACCUCAAUUACCUAACAAGAGUGUUUAAUCGCUCCAGUCAACAGCUGGUGGAGGAUUUAGCUAGUCAUGAUGAUGGGAAGGUGUUUGAUGUGUUUGACUCGUUGUUGAAGGCAUCGGUCACCUCCGUUUGUAGUAUUUUAUUUGGUCUCGAUAUACAAAGUAAGAUGAGAAACGAAGAUUUUGAUCUUGGAGCUUCUAUAACAUUGAGGAUUGCUCACUUGAUAAUUAAGAGAGCAGCUAGCCCGUGGCUGUGGCUAGAUUGCUUUUUCAACUACUUCUACAAAAGUGAGUUGGAAGAAUUGGACAAGAUGUGGAGUCGGUUUACAAGUCAACUGAUGAAAAUGAUUUCAGAAAACGGAGAGCUUAUGACGGUACCAGAAGCAUACAGCAACAUCAUGAAAGAGCACAACACAUUCUCUGAGGAAGACUUGCAUGCUGAAAUGAAGACAGUGCUGAUAGCUGGAAGUGACACAACAGCCAUUGGUGUCAGUUCAUGUCUACUGCUGCUAGGAACCCAUCCUGAAAUCCAGGAAAAACUCUACAAUGAAAUUUCGAGUGUAAUAGGCUCAGAAGAUCAAGAAGUGACACCUGAAGAUCUUAACUCUCUACCGUAUUUCGAUCAAGUUCUGAAAGAAAGCUUACGAUUAUCACCUGUAGUCCUUUGUUUUAAAAGGACAUUGAGUGAUGAUUUAAAAUUAAGUGAAUAUACAGUGCCCAAGGGUGCCAGUUUGGUAACCAGUGUUAUAGGACUUCAUUUUGACCCUGAGGUUUACCCAGAUCCUUAUGAGUUCAAACCAGAACGGUUCACUCCAGAAAACUCUGCAAAAAGACAUCCAUAUUCAUUCCUACCAUUCAGUGGUGGUCCACGAAACUGUAUUGGCAAGCAGUAUGCCAUGACCUCUAUGAAAAUCAUGUUGGCAUAUAUACUGAGAAGAUACAAGAUUCACGCCACUGAUAACAUUCUAAAUCUAAGAUAUGUUUUUGUAAUAUCACUCUUAUCCAUUGAUGGCUACAAAAUAAGUUUGCAGAGAAGAAAUAAAUGAAAACAUAACUUUAAAACUACUUUAGUCGACGCUUUUAAUUAAAUUAAAAUAAAAUUUUUCAA